AUGGCUGGAGUGCUCUUGGCAGCCUGCCUGGAGGCUUACCAGGCGCAGGCGCAUGCCAUGCCCGAGGACGCCGAGUUCCCGACGCUGGCGUGGGAGGGGUGGAAGGAGAUUGCGGAGAAGCUGGGCAUCCUGGGCACGGUGGACUCGCCCAUCUUCCGGCAAGCCGCUGCCUUCCGCUCUCCGGCGCUGGCCGAGCCUGCGGUGCGCCAGGCCGUCAAGAUUGCUGUGUCUGCCGAUGCUGCCAGCCUCAAAGGCGACCACGUCAAGUUUGGUGCGGUGGAGGAGCGGCUGUGCGACAUACUGUCGGGCGGCGCCUCGCUGUCCCAGGUGCCAGACACGCAAGCGGAGGAGUUGAUGCUGCGCCCCGCCAAGGCCAGGAUUGUGCUGCGGGAGCGGCGGCGGCGGCCUGGGCGCCACAAUAGCGUGUCCCGCUACGAAGUGCUGUUCCACAGCCACCCCCACGAGGAGGGCACCUGGCUGACGCAGGGGGAGCUGCGCCGCCACUUCCCCGACACCUGGACCGAGAUGAUUCGAGACUAUAAUGAGCGGAAGAGCAGCGGGCGCCUGCUGGAGCCCAGCCCCUCUGAUGACGAGGGGGAGGGGGCGAGGGCAGCAGGCGGCGCGGGGGAGGCAGAGGCGGGCAGUGGCGCAGAGGCGCGCAGCGACGUUCGGCAUCCUGCGGGGCAGCAGCAGGCAGAGGGGCAGCAGCAGCGUGCGGCGCAGCAGGAGGAGGAGGGAGGAGCGGCGGCGGCGCCGCAGCAUCCUCGCGGGCAGCCGCCCCCGCACCAGCCGCAGGAAGGGGAACAGGCACGACGGCAGGCACCACAGGCGUCAGCGGGGGGCGCCUCGGUCCUGCGAGCAGCAGUACAGGGCAGGGGGAGUGGCGUCAGCAGUGCUGCGAGGAGGCUGAGUGCCGCCGGCGGGCGUCUGCCGCCGGCUCAGAUGCCGGUGGCUCCCCGCAACAUCCCUCUCGAGUCCCAGCCUGAGCAGGAGCAGCCGCUGCACGGCGGGCAGGGGCAGCCCCUGCCGCCCUCCGUGCUGCUGGCGGGUGUGCGCAUGCAGCCCGUGGAGCAUCAGGCAGCUGCGGCGCAGCCGUCGACCUUCUACGUGCUGCCCUUGCUGCCGCUGCAGGCUGCCUCCCCGCUGCAGCCGGCCUAUGGCUCGGGCUACCGUGCUGAGCAGGGGGAGGAGGCCAGGCGUUUCUUUGUGCAGCCGCCGGCGCAGGCGGCGGCGCCUGCCCCAGCGCCAGCCCACCACAACGCCCGUGUAGUGCCACACUGGGGCCCGCCCGCGGCGCCUGCAGCGGCGGCAGGGACAGGCGCUUCGGGCCCAGCCGCCCAGGCGGACUCCCUCCUCGCCCGGUUCUUCCAGCCCACGGCGCAGCAGGCAGGCGCGCCGCCCGCCUACGCGCCGCCUCUCAUGCGCAGCGUCCCUGCGCCGCAGCCUCCGCCGGGGUACGCGUCAGGGGCGGCGCCGCAGGCGCCAGCGCCCAUCCCUCCGCCGGGCUACCGUGCAACAGCUGGCGGCUAUGCCGGGGCUUCGCCGUUGCAGCCCCCGCAGCCGUCGCCGGCGCGCGUGGCACUGUCGCCCGUGUAUGGCAGCCGCCCCGCAGCAGUGGCCAGCUUGCUCGGAGGCGGGGGCGCCCCCCUCGCGGCGCCCCGGCCGCCAGCUGGCUACAGGUCACCUGGGGGCGCGGCGCCCGCCGUGGCGCCGUCGCCCGGCGGGCCGUCUCGUGUGGUGUCGGGGCAAGCGCUGUACCAGGCCCUGCGCCGCAAGCGGCCGGCGGCAGCUGCGGCGGAGGGGCCGCCUGCUGCGGGGCCGCUUCCCCCGCCUGUUGCUGGUGCGGUGCAGGCGGGCGAGCAGGCGGCGGCAGCAGUUGGCGGCGGCAUGGAUGAGCAGCAGCAGCCGGCCCCCAAGCGCCAGCGGAGGGCUGCUGGCGCGCCACCCCCUGGUCUGGCUGCGGUGGCAGCGGCCGCAGAGGCUGCGGCUGAUUCCGCCGUGGCCGCCGCCAUCAACACGGUAGCAGGGGUGGCGGCGGCAGCGCAGCAGCAGCAGGGCGAGCCGGGUGGCUUGCCUGGGUCGGGCCAGCAGCGGCUGCCCACGCUUGCGCCGGAGCAGGCGGCGGCGGCAGAUGCAUCCACAGACCAGGGGCCACCAGAUGAGGCGGAGCUGGCUUUCCAGCAGGGCCUGCCCAUCAUCGCCUCCAUGUUUCAGAACAAGGCCCCCAGCCCCUGCAAGCUGGACCGGCAGGGCCCCCUGCUGCCGCCCGGCGACCAGCAGGCGCCGCAGGCGGCGGACGCGGCGGCGGCAGGCGAGGACGACUUCUUUGAUGCUCAGGAGGAGCUGCAGCCCGAGGGAAGCCCGCGGCAGGCCGGCGCGGCGGCGGCGCCGGCGGCGCAGGCCCCAGCCCCGCUGCACCAGCUGCUGCGCACGCAGGCCGAUGAGGUGCAGUGGACCAACCGGUACGACGAGGAGGGGGGCGAUGGCGCAGACUCCCUGCCCGACACCCAGGCAAGCUCCCGCCGCGCAGCGGGCAGCAGAUCGCUGGCGCCUGCACUUGGUGCCUGCGGGAGCCUCGUGCCAAAUGCGCUGGUUGUGCAAGGCGGGAGCGGCGAGGAGGGUGGCGAGGUGGUGCCUGAUACCGAGGAGGAGCAGCAGGUGGUGCAGGCACAGCCCGCCCCCGCGGCACAGAGGGGGCAGGAUGAGGCGGCGCCACAGCCAGAUCAGGCGCAGCAGCAGCAGCAGGCCAUCCAGCGGCAGGACGCGGAGCCGGCUGCUGCUGCUGCCGGUCGAGGAGUGGCGGAGGUGGUGGAUUUGGCUGAGGAGGAGGAGGGUGAGGAGGAGGAGGAGGAUGACGACCCUGACAGCGACCACAACCUGGCCCUGCGCAUCAAGGAGGGCACGAUCAGAGGCGCCAAGACGACAGAGGAGGGCGUGGAGCUGUGGCUGCAGUGGGCAGACGGCGAGCGGGCCGUGGUGCCGGCGGCCAGGCUGCACUCGCUGGCCCAGGCCGACUGCCCCGGCUGCUGGUCGCUGCAGAAGCUGAUCCAAUUCUACGAGAGCAAGACGCGAGGGGGGAGCCGCGCCAAAAAGGCCCGCGGCGGGCGGUGA
Messenger RNA from Chlorella variabilis, 3111 nucleotides. RefSeq lists its product as hypothetical. Lineage: Eukaryota; Viridiplantae; Chlorophyta; Trebouxiophyceae; Chlorellales; Chlorellaceae. The transcript has 14 exons. Bases 1 to 3111 code for a protein of 1036 amino acids. The record is from RefSeq and is a predicted model, not a curated record.